AUGGGCAUCUCACUGGAGUCUAAUCAGAGACUCUUACAGGAUCUUCUGACACACACAGAGAACAGCUCAGAGAGUAUCAGGAGAACGACACAGUACAUUAAAGACAAGAUCAAAGAUGAACAUGAACUUUCCACUGAAAGAUCCAUCAAUCUAUUCCGCUGUCUGCUGGAAGUGAAAGAUCAGACUCUAUCCAGAGAAAUUCAGGAGUUUGUGAAAUCAGACAAAAACUCAGAAAAGAAACUCUCUCCUGCUCACUGCUCAACAAUCUCCUACAUGCUUCAGAUGUCAGAGGAGCCACUGGAUGAGCUGGAUCAAUUAAAUACAACACAUCAGAUGAGGAGAAGAAGACUGAUACCAGCUGUGAUCAACUGCAGAAAAGCUUGUCUUUGUGGGUGUAAUCUCAAUGCUCAAGAUUGUGAAACAGUGUCAUCAAUUCUUCAAUCCCCAAACUCUGUCCUGAGAGAACUGGAUCUGAGUAACAAUGACCUGCAGGAUUCAGGAGUGAGCCUGCUCUCUGAUGGACUGAAGAGCCCAAACUGCCAGCUGGAGAUACUAAGGUUGUCAGGCUGUAUGGUGACAGAGGAAGGCUUUGGUUAUUUGUCUUCAGCUCUGAGUUCAAACCCUCACACCUGAGAGAGCUGGAUCUGAGCUACAAUCACCCAGGAGAUUCAGGAGUGCAGUUGAUCAAACACAAACUAAAGGAUCCAAACUUCUUACUGAAGAUACUCAAUUUACAUCAUGGAGGCCACUUCAGAAUCACACCAGGACUGAGAAAUAUACCUGUGAUCUCACACUGGAUCCAAACACAGCACACACUCAACUCAGUCUUGUCUGAGGGCAACAGAAAGGCAACAUACGUUAAAGAGGAGCAGUCGUAUCCUGAUCAUCCAGACAGAUUUGAGCACCAUGAGCAGGUUCUGUGUAGAGAGAGUCUGACUGGACGCUGUUACUGGGAGGUUAUAUGGAGCGGAUGGGCUUAUAGCAGUAACAUAUAAAGGAAUCAACAGGAAAGGAGGAAGUGACUCUUGGUUUGGAUACAACGACAAAUCCUGGAGCCUAUACUGCACUGAAAACAGAUAUUCUGCCUGGCAUGAUAAUAAGAAAACCGACAUGCCAGCCCCAUCAUCCUCUAAUAGAGAGUAGGAGUUUAUCUGGACUGGUCAGCUGGUACUCUGUCGUACUACAGCGUCUCUGACACACACACACUCACACACUUACACACAUUCAACACCACAUUCACUGAACCCCUCUACGCUGGAUUCAGGGUGUUUAAUUCCUCAUUGUCUCUGUGCCUGCAUAAAUAAUCAGAAUCAGAUCAAACAACUAAGAUGCCACAAACAAGAGGUCUUGAGGCUUUUAGACUAUUCACUUUUAGCUCAUCGAUGCUACAGGUUUUAGAGGACCACAGGUUGAGUUUCAUCCUGCUAAAUCGUCACAAACUCUUAAUACUGUACAUUAUAUUAGACAGAGCACUGGAAAUCACUUGUUAAAGAUUGACAUUAUCACAAAUAAAUGAGAUUAGCUUCAGCCACACUAAAUAUACUUCUGUAGUGCCUAUUCUAUAAUUGCUUAAUAUUCUUUAAAUUAGUUUUGUUUGUUUCCUCGAAAGUUUAUGCUGCUAUUUAUAUUUUUUCCGUCUCUUCCCUAUCGGUUUUUCUCAAUACAUUUGCUUUGGAAAAGUUCCAUAUUUUAUUAAAGUAAAAAUGCAUUUUAAUUAUUAUUUAAUGACAGUAUCAUGUUGACUUCAUUAGGCUGUAUUAUUGAAAGUAGCUUUUUAAGGUCAGAUGAGGAGAAGGUGACUCUAAAGUAACAUCCGCACAAUGUAACUCUGGGUUACUGGUUUUAUUCAAUAAGUCUUUGCACUCUGUGCUCUCUGCUCUUUUCCAUCUUGUGUGUCUUUCUGAUUUCUUCGCUCAUCUCCCAGUUUUUAUUCUUCAUCUUCACCAGUCCUGAUUGGAUGUUGAUGGAGUCUCUGCUGGUGGACGGAGGUCUCUGUAGAAUUAUCUCUCUGUAAGUCGGUCUUUGUCCUGUCUGAAUCAUGUCAAAAAACGACUGACACAAAGAAGUUUGUAGGACUUAAUGCAGUUAAUAGUUUUACCAUCAAGAUUUAGAUUUCCCAAAAUCAACUAAGUUCAUAAGUUUCUUCAAUAAUAGAGAUCAAUGGAUCUUAGCUAACAAUUUUGGGAAUACAUCCCAGUUGUCGUUGUUUAACUGGAAAGGUGGCUCAUUUUUGACUAGUUAAACUAACACAUAGUUACAUUUAACAUUGUUAGAAAACUCUAAAUUUUUAGAAAACUGAUACUUAACGAUACUUUUCUAUGUAACGUUUGAUUUCACAUUUAAAAUGUCUCUUUUUUGAAUUGUGAUUAUUGUGGCUCACAUUUAACCAAAACCCACCAAUUUAGUCUGUGUGCACUGAAUUAUUUUAAUACACAAGUUUCACAAUUUAUGUUGCAUUAUUAAAAUAAACUUUUCUACGACAUUCUGAUUUAUUAGAGGCA
Puntigrus tetrazona (Sumatra barb) is the source of this 2501-nucleotide messenger RNA. RefSeq names its product ribonuclease inhibitor-like. The transcript has 5 exons. Bases 1 to 633 code for a protein of 210 amino acids. The record is from RefSeq and is a predicted model, not a curated record. Gene Ontology annotation, molecular function: protein binding. NCBI's taxonomy places the organism in Eukaryota, Metazoa, Chordata, Actinopteri, Cypriniformes, Cyprinidae.